AGACAGGAGCCGCGAUCCCCACUCCGGCGCACGAAGCCGGGUGACUGCUGUCCCGGGAGUGGGGACGUCGCGUGCACCGUCGGCGAGUAUAUCACAGAAAAAUUCACGAGUCUAAAGUGUACCGCUUGAGGGAUUUUUUUUUCAUAUGCAUACACCUGUGUAACUACUAUCCACCUCAAAGAGGGGGCAUUCUUGAGGUAGAAAAGACCUCACAGUGGGGACAAGUACCUGUUCAGCUUUGAACAGACUAAAGUAAAGCCUGAGAUCUCAGGGUACAGCUGCUCUCCUUGGCCACGCGUAAAAUUAACCCCUGAAAUUAACAAGUGUCUGGGCAAAAAAAGGCAUACUAUUACAUUACAGCUUAUAAUGGCAACCCCUGAAGAAAACAGCAAUCCCCAUGACAGAGCGACACCCCAGCUGCCAGCACAGCUGCAGGAGCUUGAGCAUCGGGUGGCCCGGAGACGCCUGUCCCAGGCCCGCCACCGAGCCACCCUGGCAGCGCUCUUCAACAACCUCAGGAAGACAGUGUACUCUCAGUCUGAUCUCAUAGCCUCAAAGUGGCAGGUUCUGAAUAAGGCAAAGAGUCAUAUUCCAGAACUGGAGCAAACCCUGGAUAAUUUGCUGAAGCUGAAAGCAUCCUUCAACCUGGAAGAUGGGCAUGCAAGCAGCUUAGAGGAGGUCAAGAAAGAAUAUGCCAGCAUGUAUUCUGGAAAUGACAGCCUGCUUUCAAACAGUUUUCCUCAGAAUGGUUCCUCCCCUUGGUGCCCAAUUGAGGCAGUCAGGAAGGAUGCUGAGGAGGAGGAAGAUGAGGAAGAGGAAGAUCAAGAAGAAGAGGAAGAGGAAGAAGAAGACGAGGAGGAGGAGGAAGAGGAAGAAGAGGAGGAGGAAGAGGAGAAAAAAGUGAUCUUAUACUCCCCAGGAACUUUGUCGCCUGACCUCAUGGAAUUUGAACGGUAUCUCAACUUUUACAAACAGACGAUGGACCUUCUGACUGGCAGCGGGAUCAUUACCCCGCAGGAGGCGGCGCUGCCCAUCGUCUCCGCGGCCAUCUCCCACCUGUGGCAGAACCUCUCGGAGGAGAGGAAGGCCAGCCUCCGGCAGGCCUGGGCGCAGAAGCACCGCGGCCCUGCGACCCUGGCGGAGGCCUGCCGAGAGCCGGCCUGUGCUGAGGGCAGCGUGAAGGACAGCGGCGUGGACAGCCAGGGGGCCAGCUGCUCGCUGGUCUCCACGCCCGAGGAGAUCCUUUUUGAGGAUGCCUUUGAUGUGACAAGCUUCCUGGACAAAAGUGAGGUUCCAAGUACAUCUAGCUCCAGUUCAGUGCUUGCCAGCUGCAACCCAGAAAACCCAGAGGAGAAGUUUCAGCUCUAUAUGCAGAUCAUCGACUUUUUUAAAGGCCUUAGCUGUGCAAACACUCAAGUAAAGCAGGAAGCAUCCUUUCCCGUUGAUGAAGAGAUGAUCAUGUUGCAGUGCACAGAGACCUUUGACGAUGAAGAUUUGUAAUGCAGAAGAGGAGCUGCGAGGGGAGGGACCGAAUGAGGUGGGCAGUUCCCAAGGUUGAAUGCUGGCAGCUAAGGUUGCACCUGCCUUGGCCUCCAGGACUCUUUGGAGUGGGUUGUUCCAGAAGCAUUUUGAUGAUUUUAGUUUCUGAUUAUUAUAAAGUAUAAGAGAAGCAUGGCCUCGUGUUGGUCUUUAGGGACUGUUUGGCACAAAGGGCUGGCCUGCUGCUAUUGUGCUCCUAUUAAGGGGGUAGAAAGUACAGCUGGGGCCCAGGCCAUGAGCCUUUCAAGGAGGACAGGCAGGAUCUGUCCUCGGAGGUGACAUAACACCAGGUACUUUCAGCAUGUCCUGGGCACAGGGCAUUGCCCUGAUGGGUUCUAGAGAGUUCCAGAGCCCACCUGCUCAUCCUGCACACUCUGAGAGCCAGGGGCAGUGCUGACCUCAACCCUGUGCCACAGGACAGCUGGGUGGAACCAGAUUCAUCUGCUGCUCCUGGUAACAAAGUCACCUGAACAGGAGCUACAGGGAGGUCCCGGGGUUCUGAGGGCUUUCUGGUGAGGCUUCUGGGCAAAGGGUGCAUACGUGUACCUGGACUUGGACACUGGGGGUGAAGGUGAAUUUUAUGUGUCAACCUGGCUAGUCUGUGAUACCCAGGAAUUUGGUCAAACAUUAUUUUAGAUGUUUCUGUGAAGGUAUUGUUAAUGAAAUUAACAUUUAAGUCAGGAGACUUCCAGUAAAGCAGAUGAUCCUCAGAAUGCUUCCUAUAGGUUAAAGGUCUGAAUCGAAAGAGACGGACCUCCCGGGAGAAAGAGGGAAUCCUGCCAGCAGUCCAACUUUGGACUUGAACUGCGGCUCUUCCCAGCCUGCCGGCCCGCCUUGCAGAUUUUAGACUUGCACCUCCACAACUGCAUGGGUCCCUUCCUUAAAAUAAAUAUUUCACCUUUCUCUUUCUCUGU
This is a messenger RNA of Pan troglodytes (chimpanzee), 2453 nucleotides long. RefSeq names its product stimulated by retinoic acid 8 (gene STRA8). Gene Ontology annotation, molecular function: protein dimerization activity. Bases 367 to 1500 code for a protein of 377 amino acids. Gene Ontology annotation, biological process: spermatogenesis; cellular response to retinoic acid; meiotic cell cycle. The record is from RefSeq and is a predicted model, not a curated record. Lineage: Eukaryota; Metazoa; Chordata; Mammalia; Primates; Hominidae. Gene Ontology annotation, cellular component: nucleus. The transcript is spliced from 10 exons.